This is a messenger RNA of Phycodurus eques (leafy seadragon), 3364 nucleotides long. RefSeq names its product glycine receptor, alpha 2 (gene glra2). Gene Ontology annotation, biological process: chloride transmembrane transport; regulation of membrane potential; chemical synaptic transmission. Gene Ontology annotation, molecular function: transmembrane signaling receptor activity; chloride channel activity; glycine binding. The record is from RefSeq and is a predicted model, not a curated record. The transcript is spliced from 9 exons. Lineage: Eukaryota; Metazoa; Chordata; Actinopteri; Syngnathiformes; Syngnathidae. Gene Ontology annotation, cellular component: synapse; neuron projection; plasma membrane. The coding region runs from base 84 to 1445 and encodes 453 amino acids.
CGCCACUAAAGUAUGCUUUGGAAUGCGCCACGCGAGAUCUCGGCCAUGCGGGAGGAGGACGCCUUUUGGGUGAGCGCUGAAAGAUGGAAGAAGUGAAGAAGACAGCACCCGGAAUGCGGCGCUCCUCGGUCAUGAUUUGGGGAGCUUUACUCUUCAACUUCAGGCUCGUGGACGCCAAGGAGCACGACCCCCGGUCCUCGUCCAACAUGUCCCCGUCCGACUUUCUGGACUCGCUCAUGGGUCGAACGUCAGGCUACGACGCGCGAAUACGACCCAAUUUUAAAGGUCCACCUGUUAACGUUACCUGCAACAUAUUUAUCAACAGCUUUGGUUCUAUAGCUGAAACUACCAUGGAUUACAGAGUGAACAUCUUCCUGCGGCAGAAGUGGAAUGACCCCCGGCUGGCGUACAGCAAAUACCCAGACUCCUCUCUGGACCUGGACCCGUCCAUGCUGGACUCCAUUUGGAAGCCCGACCUCUUCUUCGCCAACGAGAAGGGCGCCAACUUCCACGACGUCACCACGGACAACAAGCUGCUGAGGAUCUUCAAGAACGGGAACGUGCUCUACAGUAUCAGGUUGACUCUCAUCCUCUCUUGCCCGAUGGAUCUGAAGAACUUCCCCAUGGAUGUCCAAACGUGUACAAUGCAACUGGAGAGUUUCGGCUACACCAUGAACGACCUGAUCUUCGAGUGGCUGGAGAACGGCGCAGUGCAGGUGUCCGACGGUCUGACUCUGCCUCAGUUCAUCAUGAGCGAGGAGAAGGAGCUGGGCUACUGUACCAAGCACUACAACACCGGAAAGUUCACCUGCAUUGAGGUCACAUUCCAUCUGGAGCGUCAGAUGGGCUACUACCUGAUCCAGAUGUACAUCCCCUCCCUCCUCAUCGUCAUCCUCUCGUGGGUGUCCUUUUGGAUCAACAUGGAUGCCGCCCCGGCCCGAGUAGCACUGGGUAUCACCACUGUGCUCACCAUGACCACGCAAAGCUCCGGUUCCAGAACUUCUCUUCCGAAGGUCUCCUAUGUGAAAGCCAUUGAUAUCUGGAUGGCGGUGUGUCUGCUAUUUGUAUUUGCGGCAUUGCUGGAGUACGCCGGGGUUAAUUUCGUCUCCAGGCAACAGAAAGAGUUCCUCCGCUUGAGGCGAAGACAAAGGAAGAAUCACAAGGAUGAAGACGCGCGUGACGGGCGCUUUAAUUUCGCUGGCUACAAUAUGAACCAGUGUCUGCCAACUAAGGACGGCUCAGCUGUUAAGAACGCCGCUCCGGCCCCGAAUCCUCAGCCGUCGCUCCCCAAAGACACCGACAGCAUGAAGAAGAAGUUUGUGGACCAAGCCAAGAGGAUAGACACGAUCUCUCGGGCUGCCUUCCCUCUGGCCUUCCUCAUCUUCAACGUCUUCUACUGGAUCACCUACAAGAUCAUCAGACACGAGGACAUCGACAAAAAGUAAUGACUCGCAGCAUCAUUCUGAUCGGUUCUCAGACUGAGAUAAGAUGAGGAGAAAUGCCAAGUGAUGUUCUUUCAGGGAUAAUGUCCAAUGUUCGGGAAUCCUACAGGGAUGUUCAAGUUGCACGGCUGCAAAUACUGAUUGAGGAAUUUGGGGGAUAAUACGCAAGGUUUAGUAGCAUUCUGGUUAUGGUGGACCAAAUCUUUUCUAACCCGUUUUUGCCUUGAGGACUGUACGAACGACUAUGAAAAGAAAAAAGAAGGAGAAAAAAAAGAUACUACUUAUAAUCCUAUGGUAGCUUACAUUAGUUGGAGCCUCUGGGUCUUCUCCAGUUUUCCAUGGGUUCUUAUCAAAGGAGUUUGUUUUAUAUUGUACACUAUCAAGACACUUCUUUUAAAGAGAAUAUAAAGCGAUAACAAUGUAAUAUAUAUAGAAGAAGCAAAAACACAUGAAAUCAUCUAAUAUUGGUGAUGUGCAUCUCGAAAAUUACAAGGAUCUCCUGACUCAAAGGGGUCUAACCGGAUAAAAAAUGUUUGGAGACACUUCCCCUACCGAGGAGUACAGUUCAGUUCAUCAUGGUAAGAUCUGGUCUACCCUGAUUCGUCUUGUGGCUACGCAUUAGGAUGUAAGCGUUGACGACGUAAAUAGUGUUGACAUCACGACACGAUUCAGAAAGACGAGAAACACAACAGAGUACACAAAGGAGAAGGAUGGAGAGAAUCCAGGAUUUCUUCGAGAUGCAACGAUUCCCUAUUGACCAAUCAGCACCCUGCAAAGUUGGAUCUACCGCACCACUGAACCCUACCAAAAGUGGCAGACUUCUGAACGUCACUGAACUUUACUGCUACUUUGCUGCGUUUCAAAAUUGCUGCCUGGCAAAAAGGUUUUUCUGUCACCGACUGAACUGCUUCAGUCCAGUUCGCUCCAGCGCAACCUUCUGGAUAGACUUUCCUCGACUCCGCACGAACACCUGCUCUAGGAGUUUGCUGUUUUCAUCUGUGGUGAUAGUGGCAAGGCUUCCGCUGCAUGGUUUGUCGAGAGCAAAUAGUUUUGAGAAACUUGCCAUAGAUAGCAUCCAUUGUGCUACGUAUCGGAGCAGUUUGACGGCCACAAAGCUUCUCAAACUAGCGGCGAACUGCAGUCGGGGAUGGAAAAACUUCUUGCCAAGUAACGAUUUGGUCAACUGGUGAGCCAAGGGAAAGGGAAGGAUAUGCUUACAAAAACUGCGGCGUCUAAGCUGUCAAAUGCUGUUGGCCUCAAGUUGUCCACAUUAUACCUAAAAAAAAUGAGAAAAAAAGGAAGUGGACGGUGACUUUUGGAACAUCCUGUAUAAACUAGGGUUUUCACAAAUUUUAUUUUAUAUUUUUUAGAUAGUGCCCUUGACAGUGAGAGUAAAAUACUUAUUCACUGAUCACCAAGCAGGCACACAAUUUCUUUUUGAUUCAUGUGUCCGUGUUAACGUUGUGGCGACGAUGUACAGAUUAUUUUUGUAAGUUCGGCUCCCAGGGAGGAACCAAGUUUCUGUUUUAAAUCUUGAACCGAAAACAUUUAGGAAACCCUGACAAACCAUUUUACAGUUUCAAAGACAUUGAACAUUUUGAGUGAGUUUGAAUGUGUCAUAGUCCAAGUAAAUAACAAUCUUUUUUGUAGCCUUAAGUCUACUGAACUAUAACUGAAGGAAGGCUUGCGUUAAUAGAAAAAUAAAUGACCUUUCUGUAUGCUUCUCUUGCAACGGCUGUUGGAUGGAGACAUACAGUACUGUACUGAAGACAGCGGCGGCAGUGGGCGGAAGGACGACGCUGAAACUGCCUAACGCUCGUUCUAUAGAACUUCUAAUCGACCUGAGGAACUCUUUUUUUUUUUUUUUUUUUUUGAAUGCUAUUGAAAACGUUUUAUUUAUCAGCCUGAACAUCAAUAAACAU